This is a messenger RNA of Ixodes scapularis (black-legged tick), 1842 nucleotides long. RefSeq lists its product as uncharacterized. The transcript is spliced from 9 exons. The record is from RefSeq and is a predicted model, not a curated record. The coding region runs from base 28 to 1308 and encodes 426 amino acids. Lineage: Eukaryota; Metazoa; Arthropoda; Arachnida; Ixodida; Ixodidae. Gene Ontology annotation, cellular component: membrane. Gene Ontology annotation, molecular function: glutamate-gated receptor activity.
GGAUGCCCCAGAGUAUUUCAGGGAGAAAUGGUGAACUUCAGCAAUGUCUUCCUGAACGUGACUGCUGUGCCGUUUCCUCCCUACGUUGUGCUGCACGAGAAGAAUGGAAAGAUGCAACUUCACGGUUUAACAGGUUCAGUCUUGGACAACAUCACCGCAGCAUUGAAUAUCACUUACGACGUGGUUUUCCCGGAUGAUUCGGCUUGGGGAGCUAUAAUGGAAGACGGCAGCUGCACGGGUAUGCUGAAGGCUGUACACGAAAAGAAAGCUGACCUUGCUUUGGGCCCCUUCACAAUGGACGAGUCCCUCAGAACUCAUUUCCUGACAACAUCAAUUUCUGGCUUCAUCGAACUUCGCAUGACCAGUGGAAUCAAAGAACUGUCAGCGGCUAACACUAUGGGGAUACUAAGCGCCUUUGAUCUGGCCACUUGGAUCCUGCUUUUUGUGUCCAUCAUCAUUCUGGCUGUUCUUUCAUGGGCCUUGCAACUUUCUUACGGGAAAAGCACUAACCCGGUUGGAAACGUUGGCUGGAAAGUUGUAGAUUUCCUAUGGAACUACGUCUCGGCACUUCUGAAACAAGGAACGAGGGCUUUCCGUUCUGCCCAAGGGAGCAAGUUCCUCGUGUGUGCUUGGCUCCUCGGCACUCUGAUCCUGACGACGUACUUUACUAGCCUGAUCGUGGCUUCACUCACCGUGAAAAUUCCCAAACCGAGGAUAAAUUACAUUGAAGACCUUGUUAAAAGACUUGAUGUGACGCCACUUCUAGCCAGGGAAACGCAAUUCGUUACGUUGUUAGAGAAUUCAGAAACAGAAAUGUACAGCAAACUCCAUAAGAUCAUCACUCGCAACCGCGGCUUGCGAAACGUAACCGAGCUGUACAAUCCCGACGACAUCAGCCUCGUGAUGCAAGAGAAGGCGGUCUUGCUUGUGGACAAGUAUUCGCCGAUGUUGCGCCUCUCGCACAUGUGUCCCUCGUUGGAAGGGCGAUUCUACAUAGGAAAAGGCUACCUCUACCUGUGGAACUCUGUCUCGGUCACACACAAAGACUUUCCCAGGGACGUCAUGGUGGAAAUGAACAAAAGGAUCACGUGGUGGUUCGAAAGUGGUGUGCCGUCCAUGCACCCCUACGAACUGGACCCACCUCAAGCGACUUGCUUUGUCGGAAGCCGCAAGGAAACUUCCUACGUGUUCGACACAACGCGCUUUCAAGAUUUAACGACUGUGUUUUUCUUGUAUCUCAUCAUGAGUGCAUUCGCAAUUGUAAUUUUCUGCCUAGAAAUUGCUGUAAGACAUUACAGUGUUGGCUAACAUAUCGCCGGAGUCCAGUCAGUUGCCUUAGGAAAGUUAAUUAAAGGAUGCACAGGUUACAAUUUUUCACAUUAUACUUUCCUGUAUUGGAAAUGCAAAAAAAUGCGAUAUUGGAGCCGAAAAGCGGCUCCAAUAUCGGCCAAAUGUACGCUUUUGCACCACUUCCCGACACCCGAAAUCCGGCAGGGAUUGGCGUGCCGCCGUUUAGCCACCGGUCAAGUAUCUCCGUAAUAUCGUGAGACUACUGCCCCGGGUCAGUCUGUCGGUCAGUUAUAGGCCAGCGGACAGCGGAAUUGUUUUCGAUCUUUCACGGAGGUUUAUUAAUCCUCUAGCAGUACAUGCAGCUUUUUUUAAUCAAUAUGAUUACACCAGUUUCAUGCCAAAGAGAAUUCAUAGAUAAUAAAAAGGCCCUGUAGGGUAUAGAGUUCUAGUAGAUUGUUUCGAUGAUUCGAAUAACGAUACCCGGUACCCCUCCGCCGCCACUGCGCAGACAUUAGUGGGUUUUCUGACAUCGUUUUUUUCCGUCCCGCGACG